Mycena indigotica is the source of this 2862-nucleotide messenger RNA. RefSeq lists its product as uncharacterized. The transcript is spliced from 6 exons. Lineage: Eukaryota; Fungi; Basidiomycota; Agaricomycetes; Agaricales; Mycenaceae. The record is from RefSeq and is a predicted model, not a curated record. Bases 1 to 2862 code for a protein of 953 amino acids.
AUGUCGUCGGGAGAGACCCUCCGCUGCCGCAUCUGCGAACAUCCAGUCAACAGCGCAAAGGGCCUCCGUUCCCACUACUCCCAGAAAACACUCUGUCGCGAGCGCCUUGGCCUGAUUUUGGCAGCAGAACGGGCAGCGGUGAAUGCGUCUACACUGUCGCCAUCGCCAUCGCCGUCUCGAUCGCCGAUGGCUAUCGAUAACCCAUUCGACUUCGGGGCAAACCAGGCUGAUGCCCCAGCAUUUGCGCCAGACGAUGUCCCUGGACAGCCUCCGACACCGGCUGCCAGUGAUCAGCCCGCGCAAGUUAAGGACCUCGACGAUCCUGACAACCCUGACUCGCCGCGCUGGCGGGAGGAUUAUCCGGAGGCAGGGAAGAGAGGAGAGAAGGGGAAAAGUCGAUUCGAAGAGUUUCGUGCCGCACAAGCUGCGCUGGGCUUGCCGCCUUGGUCGCCGUUCGACAGCGAGGCGGACUGGGCUCUUGCACGGUGGAUGGUGGAGGUGGGGCUAAGCAAGCGACAGAUCGAAGCGUUCUUGAAGCUUGACAUGAUUAAGAACGGCGCAAAGCCUUCGUAUACAAGUGCUUAUACACUCUUCCAGAAGAUCGAUUCUCUUCCGAAUGGACCGGGCUUUGUGGCCGAAUUCCUCACAAUUACGGGUGAUUUAAUGGGCGAUGACGGGAAACCCAUGACGGAGGAGCUGGAAUUUUGGCAUCGCGAUGCGCUCGAAUGUCUCGAGGAGAUUAUGGCCAAUCCAGCCCACGAGAAAUCAACGCAUUAUGCGCCGCAGCACGUAUAUCGUGACGCCGAGGGAGAGGAUCGGGAAUACAGCGAGAUGUAUACUGGUGAUACGUGGUGGGAGCUACAAGGUCUUAUUCCUGUUGGCCAUACCGUCAUUCCGGUCAUCAUUGGGGCUGACGAGACGCAACUUUCUCGGUUCAGUGGCGACAAAAAAGCCUGGCCUGUCUACAUUGCGCCAGCCAACGUAGACUCCGAUAUCCGCCGAAAGCCUAGCUCACAUGCGACUAUUCUUCUUGGCUACGUGCCAGUCUCUAAGUUCCACUGCUUUUCGAAGGCAAAACGAGGUGCCGCACGAUAUCAGCUAUAUCACAGCUGUAUGCGCAAGAUGCUUCAGUCACUUGUGGCAGCAGGCAAAGAUGGCGUCAAGAUGCUCUGUCCUGACCAAUACUUCCGCGAUAGCCACCCCCUUCUUGUUGCCCAAAUAUCUGAUCAUCCGGAGCGUUGUCUGUCGUCCUGCUGUGCCGAAAACCGGUGUGAGUUUUGUACCGUUCCGGACAAGCAACGCGGAGGCACUGUACCAUUUCCCCCACGCAAUCCAGCUGAAACACUGCGCGUUCUACAAGAGGAGGCUGAUGGACUUAAACCUGCAGCCUUUGACGCGCUUGGGCUUCGCCGCACAGAUCCAUUCUGGAGCGACCUUCCUCACUGCAAUAUCUUCCGUUCUUUUUACCCCGACCUGCUUCAUCAGCUGCACAAAGGUGUAUUCAAGGACCAUACUGUUGCGUGGGCUACAGCCUCUCUGAACUACGAGUUUGAGUCGCAGAAAGAGGCUGAGAUCGAUAAACGAUUUCAAGCCAUGCCGGACCAUCCCAGCCUUCGGCACUUCCGCCAGGGCAUCUCACUGGUCUCGCAAUGGACGGGGAAUGAGCACAAGAACAUGGAGAAGGUGUUUUUGGGUGUUUUGAAUGGUACGGGCAACAAACAAGUUCUUCUGGCCGUCAGAGCAAUCCUCGACUUCAUUUAUUAUGCCCAUUUUGAAGCUCAUACCGAAGCAUCUCUCAAAAAGCUUGCUGAAGCUUGGCUCUCUUUCCACGAGCAUAAGCAAGUUUUCCUUGAUAUGGGCAUUCGAGAGCACUUCAACAUCCCGAAGGUCCAUGCAAUGUGGCAUUACGUCGCACUUAUCCGUCUCGGGGGCUCAACUGGAGGGUUCAGCACCGAACUCAGUGAGCGCUUGCAUAUUGACUGUGCAAAACUUGGCUACCGAGCGUCCCAACCGCAAGAACUAUAUUGCGCAGAUGGCUCGCUGGUUGACUCGACGCGAGUCAAUCUGGCGCUUCUCUGCCUAUUUAGAGAACCACUGGAUGAGGAGGACCUUGACGAUGAAGAGGAUCUUGGGACGGGGCAGGGUACCCCCGUGGUGGUCGACUCUGAUGAACAUGAGACGCCUACUAUCUCUGAUGUGCCACCCAUUCACCCUCCACCAUUCAAGGUGGCCAAGACAGCUCCCGUGGACUUCCUCCGGCAUCUUAAAUUGUUCAUGGAUGAGUACCAUAUCCCCCUUCCCGGCAAUUUCGACUCCAUUGCCACUAGGUUUCCGGUCUACAAACGUGUCACGGUUACUAUUCCGCCAGUUGUCCAAGUUUCCCGCACAUCAAUCCUUGAUCCCAUCCGUGCCACCCCUGUUGUUCCUGCCCAUGAUCUUCACAAAUCUGUUCCAGCUCAUUUUGACACAAUCUUGGCUUACAAAUCACCUCCUCUCCAGAUCUCUCGGCGUCUCAGUCUUGAUGGAUUAUUUCCAGCACGAGUCCGUGCAAUCUUUGCACUUCCUAUUGAGUAUGGUAUAUUCAAGGAGCCACUGGCCUAUGUUGAGUGGUACAAGCCACUGACAUCCAAAGAUGAAGUAUUGGGUAUGUACAAGAUUGCCCCUGCUACCAUCAACAACCGUCGCCGUGCUUCAAUCAUCCCAGUCUCACUUAUAAACCGGAGCUGUCAUCUUAUUCCUCGGUUUACCCAGCACAUCCAGCCAGGAUUGACAUCGGAGACAGUGCUGGAUGUAGCAAAAGAUUUUCUGUUGAAUCCAUAUCUUAGACAUAUUGACUUUGUCCUAUUGAGGGGAGUUGAAUAG